Messenger RNA from Dendrobium catenatum, 4315 nucleotides. RefSeq lists its product as uncharacterized. Lineage: Eukaryota; Viridiplantae; Streptophyta; Magnoliopsida; Asparagales; Orchidaceae. The transcript is spliced from 2 exons. The record is from RefSeq and is a predicted model, not a curated record. Bases 114 to 1067 code for a protein of 317 amino acids.
AUAAGAUUUUAGUUUCAUCCUGGCUCCAGUUUUCAUGGUAUCAGAGCCAGCUCCGUUUUCCUUUCUUCUUCUUCCUCGUAACUUCUCCUUCUUGACUCUACGUAUCCGUCAUCAUGGAAGCAUCCUUCACCUCUCAGACAACCGAUCCGAAAGAAAAUCAGCUGGAUUCCAGCUGCGUCAUUCCUACUUCUCUCAAAUUUGUGAUAUCAAAUAUCAAAAUCGUCGUGCCUACUCAACUAUCCUUCGACAACUAUGCGGUAUGGCGCUCCCAAAUACUCAAACUUCUGAAUGCAAACGGGUUUUCUUCCUUUCUUCUUCCGUCUGCAUCUCCUCCACCUAGGUUUACAGAUCUUUCGGAUGGCUCUCAAAAACCAAAUCUAAAAUACCAAGAAUGGUGUCUAGUAGAUCAAAAUCUGGCUGCAGCGUUGUGUUCUACAAUUUCACCAGUUCUCUUACCCUAUGUUAUUCAUCUUGAAUCAACAUCGGCGAUCUGGGCAACCAUAGAGCGCCAACUUCAAUCUUCAAAUAGGUCGCGUGUCAUUCAACUUCGCAAUGAGCUUCACAAUAUUCAGAUAAAAAAUCAAAUGAUGGUCCAAUAUCUUACUCAAAUCAAGAACAUCGUUGAUAACAUCAAUGCGGUUGGAGCAGUUCUUGAUCAAGAAGACAUAAUACUGUACACAUUGAACGGUCUUCCAUCUUCUUACAACGCGUUCAAGACCUCCAUUCGUACUAUGCUUCAUCCGAUUGAUCUGGACAACCUAUACUCGUUGCUGAUUAGCGAAGAAAUAAAUUUGCAAGCCAAUUCGAUACAACAAGUUACCAUCACUGAAUCAUCGACUGCUCUCUAUACCCAGCAUGGUCGGGGCCGACGAAGUCGUGGACGUUCUUACUCUCAAAAUUCAAGAACGAAUAAUGCCUCCAGCAUACAAUGUCAGAUUUCUAAUAAAAAGGGUCAUUCGACUAACAAUUGUUGGCACAGAUCCAAUCUGACGAUCAAUCCUCCAGAAAAUCAAACCAAUAACUCCAGAACUCUGGUGGCAACGACGGACCCAGGAAAUCAAGAUUAGUACUUGGAUUCGGGUGAUGGCAAAUCUCUAUCCAUUGCUCACUCCGGCAAUGGAAUUCUGCCCACACCUAAUCGUAAGCUCGCUCUUAACUCUCUUUUACAUGUUCUGCAUUUAUCACAUAAUCUGUUAUCAAUUUCAAAUCUAACCAGAGACAACAAUGUCUUUGUAUAUUUUGAUUCUAACGGUUUUAUGAUUAAGGAUUUGAGGACAAAUCAACAUCUUAUGUCGGGACCAAGUAGACGUGGAUUAUACUCGAUUCGAUCUGCAGGUUCUCCGGCUGCUAUCAAGGCUCUCACUGCUAACUAGCAAGCUUCAUCCAUUUGGCAUCAACGACUCGGGCAUCCACAUAGCCAAAUACUUCAUAUGAUUUUUUAUUCCAAUAAAUUCUUGAAUAUACACAAGAACUUUUUUUUUUUGUGUAAAAUGUAAGGCCGCUAAAGGCCACAAACUACCAUUUAUGACACAUACUGAAAAAUCUCGCUUUCCUUUACAAAUUAUUCACUCUGAUGUUUGGGGGCCAUCCCCUGUGCCAUCUCAUCAAGGUUUUUCAUAUUAUGUUGUCUUUAUAGAUGAUUUCUCUAAAUUUACUUUGGUAUUUCAGAUGCGUAACAGAUCAGAUGUUUUCUCUAUCUUUUGCACUUUUAAAUGCUUUGUUGAGAAACAAACGAAUUGUCAGAUUAAAUGCUUACGGUCCGAUGGUGGUAAAGAAUAUAUCAACUCUAACUUUAGCAGUUUUCUUACGCAGCACGGCAUUCAACAACAAACUUCUUGCCCAUAUACGCCAGAACAGAAUGGGUCAGCAGAAAGAAAACAUAGGCACUUGAUUGAGACAACCCAUACUCUGCUUCACAGCGCAUCUCUUCCGUACCCCUUUUGGCCAGAUGCGGUUCUCACAGCGUCAUAUCUGAUCAAUCGUUUACCCUCAUGCACAAACAAUCUCACAUCUCCCAUCCAUAUGCUUUUUAACAAACAACCUGAUUACAAGUUUCUCAAAGUCUAUGGAUGUGCCUGUUUUCCAUGGAUUCCACCGGUUCAACGACACAAACUGGAACCACAUUCUAGAUCUUGUGUAUUCGUAGGAUAUUCGUCCAUCUCUAAGGGAUAUAAAUGUUUUGAUCCAAUCACUAACAAAGUUUUUAUUUCUCGUCACGUUGUUUUUGACGAAAUCACAUUUUUGUUUAAACAAAUAAACUCAAACUCUACACAAUCUGUUUCUCAGUUUAUUCCACCUGCACUUCUAGUGCCUAAUCCUCAACGUCUCCCUCCCAACAACAACAGGUCAAUACAAACCAUUUCACGGGUUAACAACACUCAGACUUCUACUCGGAAUAACACCACUCAGCCUGCUACUUAGUCGUUCUCAUCCAAUUCUAUCUCUCCUUUGUCAGUAACUGAUGUGUCUACUGAUACAACCAAAGCUAGCCAUCAGGCUAAUCCAAAGAUGGCAUCCAAACAUCACAUGACAACUAGAACAAAAAUUGGUAAUCUCAAACCUAUUCAAAGACUGAAUCUGUUUCAUAUGCAGGUCAAGCCUAAUAACAAACAUUCAGUGGAUCCGACAACAUAUCAAGAAGCCAAAAUCAUCACUGGAGGAAAGCAAUGGCGAAAGAAUUCUACGCACUACAAAAAUAGGGCACAUGGGACCUAGUACCAUCUCCCGUAAACACACCCAUACUCGGCAGUCGAUGGACUUUUCGAACCAAAUAUCACUCAGAUGGUACAGUAGCCCCCUUCAAAGAACAACUGGUAGCACAAGGAAAUAACCAACAAUAUGGCAUCAACUACCUUGAAACUUUCAGCCCUGUAGCUAAGUUUCCUACUAUUCGCACUUUUCUUACUAUUGCUAUUAAUAACAACUGGCCUGUACAUCAGUUUGAUAUUACUAAUGCUUUUUUACACGGCACUCUUGAUGAAACCAUAUUUAUGAGACAUCUUGAUAAAACCAUAUUUAUGAGACAACCAAAAGGAUUUGAAGAUAAUACUAGGCCCAAUCAUGUUUGCAAACUUCAGAAAGCUAUAUAUGGUCUUAAGCAGGCACCACGUUAGUGGUUUAACACGUUGUCUGGUUUCCUAUGUUCCAUUGGGUUUUAUCCUGGCAAAGCUGAUUCAUCGUUAUUUAUAUUUAACAAAAACAAAAGUCAAUUAUACACUGUUAUCUAUGUAGAUUAUAUAUUAUUGACAGGUAAUAAUCCGCAAAUGAUUGCCACAAUCACUGCUCUUCUUCAUCAGAAAUUCGAUAUGAAACACUUAGGAUUAGCAAACAGCUUUCUGGGAAUUCAGAUCACCAUGGCUCAAAACAAGAUGUUUCUUUCUCAACACAAGUAUGCAGCUUCUAUACUUAACAUGGCCGGUAUGACCAUGUGCAAAGAUCUGGCUAACCCGUCCUGUGCCAAAAUUCCUGAGCAAAUUCCAACUGAAGUUCCGGUAUCUGAUUUCAUCUGUACAAAAAAAUCGUUGGAUAUUUACAAUAUCUAACGAUAACACAACCGGAUAUAUCAUUUGCGGUCAACCUACUAUGUCAAUAUAUGCAUAAUCAUACCUCAUUACAAUUUUAUUUACUUUAUCGUGUUUUACGCUACAUUCACGGCACAAUUUCGUUUGGUUUGCCUAUAUCUCAGGGUCCAAUAGAGCUGCAAUCAUUUUCAGAUGCGGAUUGGGCUGGAGACAAAGAAACUAGACGGUCCACUUCUGGUUACUAUACAUUCUUCGGAAACACCCUUAUCUCGUGGACUGUCAAGAAACAAAAUACAGUAGCAAGAUCAUCUACCGAAGCAGAAUAUAGAGCCAUUGCUACUGCCGUGUCAGAUGUUAUUUGGCUUAGGAGGUUGCUUCUUGACUUCAACAUAAAUCUCAAGGCACCAACCACUCUACAUUGCGAUAACACAUCGGCUAUUGCCCUUGCUAACAAUCCGGUGUUUCAAGCAAGAACUAAACACAUCGAAAUUGAUCAUCACUUCAUUAGGGAUCACAUCCAAUCAAAAGUAGUCAACAUAUUUCCAAUCUCUACCAAAGACCAGUUAGCAGAUAUCUUCACUAAACAGUUGUCGACUCCUCGAUACCAUCUUCUUCGUCACAAGCUUAUUGUACAGCCUAGUCCAUUAACUUGAGGGGGUGUAAUAAAGAUACCUGUUUAACACAUGAAAUAAGUACUUACCUGUAUACGGUCUUAUAUUCUAGUUGCUUCCUGUACAUCUAUAUAUAACAAUACUCUGUAUCUUUAUACAUUGAAUAAGAUUUUAGUUUCAUCC